This is a messenger RNA of Catharus ustulatus (Swainson's thrush), 2614 nucleotides long. It is a transcript of the gene SMARCE1, whose product is annotated as SWI/SNF related, matrix associated, actin dependent regulator of chromatin, subfamily e, member 1. NCBI's taxonomy places the organism in Eukaryota, Metazoa, Chordata, Aves, Passeriformes, Turdidae. Bases 108 to 1346 code for a protein of 412 amino acids. The record is from RefSeq and is a predicted model, not a curated record. Gene Ontology annotation, biological process: negative regulation of DNA-templated transcription. Gene Ontology annotation, cellular component: SWI/SNF complex. Gene Ontology annotation, molecular function: nuclear receptor binding; nucleosomal DNA binding. The transcript is spliced from 11 exons.
CGCAGGCGCUGUGGCCGCCGCCCCGGCCCGUGGGAACAAAGGGAGCGCGGCCGCGCCGAGCGGAAGUACAAAUAUAAUGUCAGGUGGCUGAAAAUUUGACUAUCAAAAUGUCAAAAAGGCCAUCCUAUGCCCCACCUCCCACCCCAGCUCCUGCAACCCAAAUGCCCAGCACCCCAGGGUUUGUGGGAUACAAUCCAUACAGCCAUCUGGCCUACAACAACUACAGGCUGGGAGGGAACCCGGGCACCAACAGCCGGGUCACGGCUUCCUCUGGUAUUACCAUUCCAAAGCCCCCCAAACCCCCAGACAAGCCCCUGAUGCCCUACAUGAGGUACAGCCGGAAGGUCUGGGACCAAGUGAAGGCGUCCAAUCCUGAUUUGAAGUUAUGGGAAAUUGGCAAGAUUAUUGGAGGAAUGUGGCGAGAUCUCACUGAUGAAGAGAAGCAAGAGUAUUUGAAUGAAUAUGAAGCUGAAAAGAUCGAGUACAACGAGUCCAUGAAGGCCUACCACAACUCCCCUGCCUACCUGGCCUACAUCAACGCCAAGAGCCGCGCCGAGGCGGCGCUGGAGGAGGAGAGCCGGCAGCGGCAGUCGCGCAUGGAGAAGGGGGAGCCCUACAUGAGCAUCCAGCCCGCGGAGGAUCCCGAUGAUUACGACGAUGGGUUCUCCAUGAAGCACACGGCCACGGCUCGCUUCCAGAGGAACCACCGGCUCAUCAGCGAGAUCCUGAGCGAGAGCGUGGUGCCCGACGUCCGCUCUGUGGUCACCACAGCCAGGAUGCAAGUCCUGAAACGCCAGGUUCAGUCUCUAAUGGUUCAUCAGCGAAAGCUCGAAGCUGAGCUGCUGCAAAUUGAGGAGCGUCACCAGGAAAAGAAGAGGAAGUUUUUGGAAAGCACAGAAUCUUUCAACAACGAGCUUAAAAGGUUAUGCAGUUUGAAGGUGGAAGUGGAUAUGGAAAAAAUUGCAGCUGAAAUUGCUCAAGCUGAGGAACAGGCUCGCAAGAGACAGGAGGAAAGGGAAAAGGAAGCAGCUGAGCAAGCUGAGCGCAGUCAGAACAGCCUGGCAGCCGAGGAGGAGCAGGCAGCCAGCAAGGGGGAGGAGAAGAAGGAAGAGGAGAGCACUCCAAUGGAGACAGAAGAGCCUCACCCAGAAGAGAGCACAGAGAACCAGCAGAAUGGUGAGGAAGGAACCUCCACCCCAGAGGACAAGGAGAGUGGGCAGGAAGGGGUGGACAGCACAGCUGAGGAGGGAACCAGCGACAGCAACACCGGCUCGGAGAGCAACAGUGCGACCGUGGAGGAGCCGCCCGCAGACCCCAGCGCCGAGGAGGGAGAGAAGAAGGAAUAGCCAGACUCAGCUGCUGUGUCUCUGUAAUGAAGUACUGUUUGAUUUCAGAGCGUGCUCUGCGGCUGUUGUACCUUCCCUGCCUCUGUCACUUGUCUCCAAAGGACACCGGGGUUUAAUGACAGGUUAUCAGUGUAGCAAUGCAAAGGGGCCUGUAGGGGCACAGGGUGUCCUGCAGCAGGCAGAAAAGGAACCUCAUGUGUCUAAACACAGCUAUUACCAUGUGGAGAGGUGCUUAUAUCACUUGUAAUCCUUCCCUAGAAAGACACCACUGGUUUUGGUUUCUGUAUGAGAAAUCAGGCCUGCCCCUUUGUGGCAGCAGUGAGGUCUCACCUGUGCUGCAGUCCUGGCCUCACUGCACGAGGGACCUGCUCCUGGCAGUGCCACUGGUUUACUGGAAAGGCUGCAGUGUGGCUGAAGCAUUCAGACCUGUUCUUACUAUGGAGCAAAGACCUGAUGCCUGUCCAGGGUGUCCCUGCAGCCUCUCCUUACCUAACAACCCCAAAAGUCCCUCAUGUCCCACAACUACUGUGCUGCAUGUCAGCAAGGGCAAUUUCUGCUGGGGCUGCCCCAGUCUGUGCUUUUAAACAAAGCUCUCAGUCCUCAGGAGCAGCUCCAGAGUGAGGCUGAAAGUCUGGGUUUUAGGGGUUUUUUUGGUGUAACUUGUUUUUCUAGAGUAGCUGCUCUGUAGUGGUGGAAACUUGCUCAUGGUCUGUGUGUGGCAUGUCAGGAGAUCCAGUUCCAAAGGGCUCAGUGUAGUUUUGCAGGAAAUGACACAUCAUGAGGGAUUUUUUUUCUGUGGUGUAGGAUUCUUUUCAACAAGCCUUUGCUUUUCUUUCCCAAUUAACUCCUUUAUUUGCUACCAAGAGACCCUGGUGUGGCCUCAGCCAGAGACCUGGCACAGAACAGAGCAGGAGAGCGUUUAGACACGCACAUGUUCUCUGAACAGACAGUCACUGAUAUGGCACAAAUGGUAAAAUAAUAGUAGUUUUGCUUGUCAUGAGCUUUCAGAACCUCUGGAGACUCUACAAAUGUACUGAAAAGGCCAUAAUUUGCCCUAUAUAAGCAAAAGCCCACAAAUAAAUACACUGAAUUAUGGCAACAGCCAUGGGCCACUUCUUGACUUUACAACUGAGGGAACACACAACGUUUCAAUGAACCAAUGUGUAUUUGCAGAGCAGUGGGUCUAUCAGAUGGUGUUUUUUAAAUCCUUUUUUUUUUUUUAAUGGUCUAAAAAUAAUAAAAUUCAACAUGUUUGGUUUUUUUUAAAC